Bipolaris zeicola 26-R-13 is the source of this 300-nucleotide messenger RNA. RefSeq lists its product as uncharacterized. Gene Ontology annotation, molecular function: endopeptidase inhibitor activity. The record is from RefSeq and is a predicted model, not a curated record. Gene Ontology annotation, biological process: vacuole fusion, non-autophagic. The coding region runs from base 1 to 300 and encodes 99 amino acids. The transcript is spliced from 2 exons. Lineage: Eukaryota; Fungi; Ascomycota; Dothideomycetes; Pleosporales; Pleosporaceae.
AUGCGCACUGCUUUUAUUCCACUCGUUGUUUCGCUGUUUGCGACAGUAGCCAUGGGGCUUGCGCCACACCGGAGCGUCAUCAUCAGUUGGCCGAACGACACGCCGGACGAGAUCGUGGAGCAGAGCAAGGAGGCUAUUCGAAAGGCAAAGGGUGAGAUUACAUAUGAGUACAAUAUCAUCAAGGGGUUUGCGGCCACGGCCCCUGCAUCUGCGCUGGAGCUGGUGUCUACGCUGAGCGAUGUGUACAAGUGCGAGAUUGAGGAGGACGGCAUCGUUACAACACAGCACAACAAGGAGUAG